ACGUAAAACAUCGUUACAUACACCAAUUGGUUUGUUCUACAUAAAUAGAGUGCGUGGUAGAGACACGGAGAGGAACAAACUAGCAGUGGCAAGUGUUUGUGAUAAUAGUGAAAAAAACAGAGAUGACAAGCUUAACGUUGUUGUCGUUUGGUUUCAAUCUUAGUAUAACGUUUGUGGUGUUGUUAAUAGCUUCGGUGUCGUUGCUUCCGACCGGUGUUUUAGCUGCCCAACCGAACAAAACCCAUCAGCAAAAGAAGCUCAGAUUUGGGUCCAAUGGUGAGUUUAAGAUACUGCAAGUGGCGGAUAUGCACUUUGGUGAUGGAAAGUCCACUCCUUGUCUUGAUGUGCUCCCAAGACAGGAGAAGGGUUGCUCUGAUCUCAACACCUCCGCCUUCAUCCACCGCAUGAUCCUCGCCGAGAAACCCAAUCUCAUCGUUUUCACUGGGGAUAAUAUAUUCGGAUUUGAUGCCACUGAUGCUGCUAAGUCUCUAAAUGCUGCGUUUGCCCCUGCAAUAGCAUCCAACAUCCCAUGGACUGCAGUUUUGGGGAACCAUGACCAGGAAUCCACUCUCUCAAGAGAAGGGGUAAUGAAACACGUAGUUGAGUUGAAGAACACUUUGUCUCAAGUUAACCCUUCAGAGGCUGAGUUUAUUGAUGGUUUUGGGAACUAUAAUCUUGAGGUUGGUGGAGUCAAAGGCUCUAGUUUUGAAAAUAAAUCUGUUCUCAAUCUCUACUUCCUGGACAGUGGAGAUUACUCUACAGUUUCCUCCAUCCUUGGCUAUGGUUGGAUCAAAGCUUCGCAACAGUACUGGUUCGAACGUACUUCUUCAAAGCUUAGGAAAGCUUAUGAAAGCAAGCCACAACCUCAGAAAGGACCUGCCCCAGGGCUUGCAUACUUUCAUAUCCCAUUACCGGAAUUCGCUAGUUUUGACAAAUCAAACUUUACAGGGGUGAGGCAGGAAGGCAUUAGCUCCGCUUCUGUGAACUCUGGCUUCUUCACAACCAUGGUUGAAGCUGGAGAUGUUAAGGCAGUUUUCACAGGCCAUGAUCAUCUAAAUGACUUUUGUGGUAAGUUAACUGAUAUUAACCUUUGCUACGCUGGGGGAUUUGGAUACCAUGCUUAUGGGAAGGCUGGAUGGUCAAGGAGGGCUAGGGUGGUUGUAGCAACAUUGGAAAAACUGGAAAAGGGAGGUUGGGGAGGUGUAAAGUCGAUCAAAACUUGGAAACGCCUUGAUGAUCACCACUUAACCGCUAUAGACGGCCAGGCACUCUGGAGCAAGAGCUCUUCCGGUAGCAGAAGAAAGAAACAGAUCCCUGCUGCUUGAAAAUUAGAUGUGUUCUGUCUGGUAUACACACCUUUAGUUUAGAUGAAAGCUAUAGGAGGCGACAGAGUAGAGAACAAUCAUACUUUACCAAGAAAUGUAGCUAUUUGAGUGUUGGUCAUAAACACAUUAUUAUCCAAAACAUUAAGUAGUUCGCAUCACUACAUUUACAUUCACUUGUAACAGUAUCUUUAUUACUUGCUUUCCACUACAUGUAUCGAAGAUCUUGUUUCUAAAAAAUUAUUGUUGUGCUAAGUACAAAGUAAUAAGAUCUGGAAAACCGUAUCAAAUA
This is a messenger RNA of Humulus lupulus (European hop), 1614 nucleotides long. Its product is annotated as probable inactive purple acid phosphatase 29. NCBI's taxonomy places the organism in Eukaryota, Viridiplantae, Streptophyta, Magnoliopsida, Rosales, Cannabaceae. Gene Ontology annotation, molecular function: hydrolase activity, acting on ester bonds. The record is from RefSeq and is a predicted model, not a curated record. Bases 123 to 1325 code for a protein of 400 amino acids. Gene Ontology annotation, cellular component: cytoplasm. The transcript has 4 exons.